This is a messenger RNA of Lindgomyces ingoldianus, 1075 nucleotides long. Its product is annotated as NAD(P)-binding protein. The transcript has a single exon. Lineage: Eukaryota; Fungi; Ascomycota; Dothideomycetes; Pleosporales; Lindgomycetaceae. The coding region runs from base 108 to 1034 and encodes 308 amino acids. The record is from RefSeq and is a predicted model, not a curated record.
UCCCAAAACCUCCCUAGCUUGCUUUUCGUUACACUCUUAUCCUCCGUCUCUGGAUUAAUUGUAGUCCUCAUCUUCAAUCCCUUGUCCUUCAAUUUUCCAUCACUACAAUGCCCGCCGAUCCCUCCACCGACCUCCUCCUUAUAACCUGCGCAUCCGGCAAACAAGCCUCCGCCCUCCUCCCCCUCCUCCCCCACUGGAAAAAUAUGCGUCUCGUUGUACACUCUCCAACUUCAAAAACGCGUCUCCAAUCCCAAUAUCCUCACGCCGAAGUCCUCAACACAGAUCUCUAUUCACCCACCGCCACUUCCAGCCUCAUAAGAAAUGCUAAUGUCGUCCUCCACAUUGGCCCGUCCUACCACCCACACGAGACCGAAAUCGGAUACAUGAUGAUCGACGCCGCAGUCACGGCAUACGAUUCCGGAAAAGGCCAUCUCAAACAUUUUAUCUUAAGCAGUGUGCUAAAUACGCAGUUAAGGAAGAUGAUGAACCAUGAUUGUAAACGGUAUGUUGAGGAAUAUGUUAUAGAGUCUGGUUUGCCAUAUACAAUCCUCCAACCAACCACCUUUAUGGACAACCUCCCAAUUCCGGUGUUCAUGAAGGAAGAGAGGCCGGUAUUUAGGUGUGGAUGGGACACGGAUAUCCAAUUCUCCUGGAUCGCGUUGAAGGAUCUGGCAGAGGGAAUGAACAAGGUGCUUGAAGAACGCGAAAAGCAUUUCUCCGCGCAGUAUCCGCUUGUUUCGACACAUGAUACGGUGUCUUUUGCGCAAGCUAUCUCAAUCAUUGGAGAUAAACUAGGGAAGAAGAUUGAGGUUGAGACUGCGCUGUUUAAGGAGGCGGUUGAUAACCUCUGUUUGCGGGUAUACGGGACUACGGAAGGAGUUGAUCAGAGGAGCAGGGACGCUGCACAGAGAAUGAUCUUGUUUUACGACAAUCGCGGGUUGGUUGGGAAUCCGAAUGUUUUGGAGUGGCUGUUAGGUAGAGAGGCGACGCAGUUUGGGGAAUGGGUUGAGGGGAAUAUGGGGGAGGUAAAGUGAGGAUACGGCUAUAGAGACGAUAGAAAGUAGGUAGUAAGCCC